GUCUUCCCCAUGUUUCCCCAACCGUCCAAACUCGGAAGCCAAAACAACAUCACCACCCCACCACAUCACACAUCGCACCUGCGUCGCACUCAGCCGCAGCUGUAUUUGCCUACCAGCUACUAGUACUACACUUCAACCUCACUCAUCACCAUGACUGGACGUGGCAAGGGCGGCAAGGGCCUCGGCAAGGGCGGUGCCAAGCGCCACAGGAAGAUUCUUCGUGACAACAUCCAGGGCAUCACCAAGCCUGCAAUCCGCCGUCUUGCUCGUCGUGGCGGUGUCAAGCGUAUCUCGGCCAUGAUCUACGAAGAGACUCGUGGUGUUCUCAAGUCCUUCCUCGAGGGCGUCAUCCGGGAUGCCGUCACAUACACCGAGCACGCCAAGCGGAAGACUGUUACAUCCCUUGAUGUCGUCUACGCGCUGAAGAGGCAAGGCCGGACACUCUACGGUUUCGGUGGCUAGGCGGGGUAAUGAUUCAUGUCGUUAUGAUGGCUUUUGGGCGGUCGGCACGGUUGGGUUGUCAUGGUUCAUGGGAUUUGGUUUCUGCUUUCAGGCUUCUGUACCAUAAGGGCAAUCAAGGGUGUUCUACAUGGGUGACAAUUUGAUCCCCUAGUUUCUGGGCUGGUUCUGCAA
Messenger RNA from Phialemonium atrogriseum, 633 nucleotides. RefSeq names its product histone-fold-containing protein. NCBI's taxonomy places the organism in Eukaryota, Fungi, Ascomycota, Sordariomycetes, Cephalothecales, Cephalothecaceae. The record is from RefSeq and is a predicted model, not a curated record. Gene Ontology annotation, biological process: nucleosome assembly. Gene Ontology annotation, cellular component: nucleosome. Gene Ontology annotation, molecular function: structural constituent of chromatin; DNA binding; protein heterodimerization activity. The transcript is spliced from 3 exons. The coding region runs from base 151 to 462 and encodes 103 amino acids.